UUCGCGAGCGCCGGCAUGGACCGCAACCCGUCGCCGCCGCCGCCCGGCUGUGAUCGCGAGGCCGGGGAGGACCUGGCCGGGGGCGACUGCAUCGGGAGCACGGUCUACAGCAAGCACUGGCUCUUCGGCGUCCUCGGCGGGCUCAUCCAGAUUGUCACACCUGAAAGUGCCACAUCCGACUCAGACGAUGAGGAACAGGUGGAGCUUGCUGAAGAAAUGGAGAAUGAAAUUUGCAGAGUCUGGGAUAUGUCCAUGGAUGAGGAUGUGGCCUUAUUUCUCCAAGAAUUUAAGGCUCCUGACAUUUUCAUGGGUGUGCUGGCCAAAUCCAGGUGCCCCCGAUUGAGAGAGAUCUGUGUGGGAAUUUUAGGGAAUAUGGCUUGUUUCCAGGAGAUAUGCGUGUCCAUCAGCAACUGUGAGGAUCGUGGGCAGGUGCUGCUGCAGUGUUUGUGUGACUCGGACCCGCCCACUCUGCUGGAAACCAGCAGGUUGUUGCUCACCUGCCUUUCCCAGGCAGAAGUGGCCAGCAUCUGGGUUCGAAGGGUCCGGGAACACCCAUCUGUGUACGCUAGCAUUUGCUUCAUCAUGUCAAGUUCAACAAAUGUUGAGCUGCUGGUGAAGGUCGGGGAGGUCGUGGACAAGCUCUUCGACUUGGAUGAGAAACUCAUGCUGGAGUGGAUUAGGAACGGGGCCUCCCAGCUUCCGGACCGACCCCAGGAGGACACUGAGGAGCAGCCAGUGUUUUCAAUUGUACCCUGUGUGCUGGAAGCUGCCAAGCAAGUACGUUCUGAAAACCUGGAAGGGCUGGAUGUUUACAUGCACAUCUUACAGCUGCUUACCACUGUGGACGAUGGAAUUCAAGCAAUUGUACAGAGUCCUGAUACUGGGAAAGACACGUGGAAUUUACUCUAUGACCUGGUGUGCCAUGAAUUCUGCCAACCUGAUGACCCGCCCAUCACACUGCAGGAGCAGAAAACAGUGCUGGCCUCCAUCUUCUCAGUGCUGUCUGCCAUCAGUGCCUCACGGGCAGAGCAGGAGCACCUGAAGAUAGAAGGGGAUCUUCCUCUAAUCGACAGCCUAAUUCGGGUGUUACAAAAUAUGGAGCAGUGUCGGAAGAAAUCUGAGAACUCCCCGGAGUCUGACACAGAAGAGCCUACAAACUGUGGUUCCCCACAAGACGACUUCCAUAUGAAGAUCUUACAGGACAUUUCAUGUGAAUUCCUCUCUAAUAUUUUUCAGGCGUUAACAAAGGAAACCAUGGCUAAGGGACUGAAGGAGGGCCAGUUAAGCAAACAGAAGUGUUCCUGUGCGUUUCAGAGCCUCCUGCCCCUCUACAGCCCUGUGGUGGAAGACUUCAUUAAGAUCCUGCGGGAGGUGGAUAAGGCUCUUGCUGAGGAGCUGGAAGACAGCUUCCCAAGUGUGAAGGCACAGACUUAAGACCCAAGUUGGAGUUUCUGCUGUCCAGGGAAUAAAAUUUGUGUUUCUAUGGUUUGAA
Molecule: messenger RNA, 1492 nt
Organism: Psammomys obesus (fat sand rat)
Lineage: Eukaryota; Metazoa; Chordata; Mammalia; Rodentia; Muridae
Gene: Saal1
Product: serum amyloid A like 1
Exons: 12
Coding region: 16-1434 (472 amino acids)
Source: RefSeq, a predicted model, not a curated record